Molecule: messenger RNA, 1924 nt
Organism: Manihot esculenta (cassava)
Lineage: Eukaryota; Viridiplantae; Streptophyta; Magnoliopsida; Malpighiales; Euphorbiaceae
Product: putative protein phosphatase 2C-like protein 44
Exons: 5
Coding region: 981-1838 (285 amino acids)
Biological process (GO): protein dephosphorylation
Cellular component (GO): cytosol; nucleus
Molecular function (GO): protein serine/threonine phosphatase activity
Source: RefSeq, a predicted model, not a curated record
GUAUAAUUUUAAAUCUAUGAAUUGAAAGAUACAAAAGAAAAGCAUAACUGAAGGCGGAAAGCAAGCAACCAAGUUUUUUUUUAUUAUUAUUUGGAAAUAGUAAGAGUAAUCAUUUUUAGGGAUUAUAGAAAUAAUUAUUCUCCUCCCAAGCUUAUGAUUUUUAACUAAUGACACUUUAUAUGGGGCGUGGGCCGUUACCUAUUAGGUUUUUCUCUUGGACAACACACAUUCAUGCCAAGCUUCUCUCUUUUCCUUACUGCAUCAACCAAAUUUUCGUGUGGCUUCAAUUCUGCUCAUGCAAUCCAAGCUGUUAGCACAGUGCUGCAACAAAUUAAUGUGCCUAACUUAUUUAAUUAAUGAUUUUAAUUAACUUCUUCACCUAGUUUACGCAAACAUAAAUCAAGCAAUGCACAGCACAACCAACUCCUUUAUAACUCUUCAACUCAAAACAACAAUCUGGUAACAAAAUGAUUAGGUUGGACAAAAACAUUAAUAUUCAAAAAACUGCAAAAAAAAAUAUUUGAAAUUUGAAAUUUGAAAUUAAUGAUUAACGAAACUGAUUAAUUUAAUUACGGCUUUAUUUUAUGCAAUUGACUACCACGUAAUUUAUUUACAAAAAUAACAGUAAUAUGAAUAUAGAAAACAUAUCACACACCCUUACAUGGUACAACUGAGUUUCCACUCAAAAAGAGAGAGUAUUGACUUUCCUUUUAAAAAGGAAAAAGGCAGAAAGCAGAGAAAUGACUGUUACAUGUUUAAUUUUCCUCAAUAGAUGUAAUCAAAACCAAUAAAUUUUCCCAUUAAUACAUUGACCUUUAAACAAUGGCAACGCCCUAUACAAGGGAAGAGGAGACCAGCAUUACGCAUGACAAAUAUCCCUCACCUCUCCUCCUCUCUUCAUCAUCUAUAUCCAUCUUAAUCUGAUUUUCUUCCUCAAAAACCAUAACUCCACGUAGGUUCUGUUAUCAAGGUUUGUGAAGAUGAUCAUGAAAUUUAAGGAUCUUCAUCACAAGCUCAAGGCUUUUCGGCUUAGACGGUUUCUCACAAGAGAUGGGGCCAAGAAAAGAGGGACUGAUGCAGCAAAGAAGCAUUCAUGGAUGGUGCCAAUAUCUCAUGGCUAUCAUGUUCUUGAGGAUCAGUCGUUUAGAGGAGGGUCAGAUGAUUCGGAUUCUGACUCGGUUGUGGUUCAGAGAGAACAAAUAGAGGAGCUGGAGCUAUGGUUUUUUGGAGUUUUCGAUGCUCGAAUUGGUGAUGCAGUCACCAAGUACUUGCAAUGCCAUCUGUUUGAUAGGAACCCCAAAGAGUCUCAGAUAAGAAGAAAGAGUAAAGAGACGAUCAGAAAAGCUUAUCUCGGAGCAAGAGCAAAGGUUAAGGAGACACAAAGAUCAGAUGAUGAGACAUGGAGAGUGGGUUCAGCAUCUGUAAUGGUGAUCAAUGGAGAAAAACUUGUGAUAGCCAACAUGGGUGAUUACAGAGCUGUAGUGUGUAGAGAUGGUGAGGCUCAUCAGAUGGGCAGUAAGCAUCAGCUAACAGCCAAAAGAUACUGGUCUCGCAGGCUCUUUUCUGUACGCAUAUGGGCAUGUAUGUCUAGCAAAGCAGCAGGUACCAAGCACUCUAAAGGCUCGGAGCUCGUGGUUGGAGCUGAAAGGAUCAACCCUGAUACUGAAUUUGUCAUCAUAGCAAGCACCGGCAUAUGGGAGGUGAUGAAGAACCAAGAAGCUGUUAAUCUCAUCAAGCACAUAGCGGAUCCACAAGAAGCUGCUGAGUGUUUAACAAAAGAAGCUUCAAACAGAAUGAGCAGAAGCAACAUUUCCUGCGUCAUUAUUCGCUUUGAUUAAGAAAUUUUUUGUUUUCUUUAUUUCUGUAACCCUGAACCCUUCAGAAGCAAAUGCUACAGACUCAGAACAGGAUCCUAAUUUUAGUA